This is a messenger RNA of Trichomonas vaginalis G3, 1614 nucleotides long. Its product is annotated as tyrosine phosphatase superdomain-containing protein. Lineage: Eukaryota; Parabasalia; Trichomonadida; Trichomonadidae. The record is from RefSeq and is a predicted model, not a curated record. Bases 1 to 1614 code for a protein of 537 amino acids. Gene Ontology annotation, biological process: 7-methylguanosine mRNA capping. The transcript has a single exon. Gene Ontology annotation, molecular function: mRNA guanylyltransferase activity.
AUGGGAAGGAAAGGAAGUCGCUCAACCCCAGGCCCAACUGUAGUACGAUCAAGAGAAAUACCAAUGUGGUGGCUUAGUGCUCCCAAAAUUAGCCAAGCAAUUAAAUCCAAAAAUAUCGCAAAUUUAACAUUCUUUACAACAAAAGCUCCUUUAGAAUUAACAAAAUCGUUAAUUGACAAUGUCGAUAACAAGUGGACUGUUGAUGACGUUAAAGCCGCCGUAAACACCGCUGAUGCCAACUACUUCGUUAUUAACGCAUCCUUGAACCAACCAACGAAUGAAGAAGAGUGGCAAAAUGCAGGAUUUAAGUGUGGCCGUAUCGAAGUCAACAAGGAAUACGAACCAGCGGCAAUUGACGCUUUCGAAAAAUUAGUUGAUGGUUUUGUUGCUGAAUCAGAUGGCAAACCAGUAGUUAUUGUUGUCUUCAGCACACUUGGCAUCAAUCGCCCUGGUUUCUUAAUAUCAGCGUUUUUAUCUCGUAAAGAUCUAAAUCCAAUUGAUGAUAAUUUGAAAGAAUUGAGUAAGUUAAUGGAAUGCCCUGUGUAUGCGAAAAAGGCAACAGUCUCUCUGUGCGCUACUUUCAAUACUACGAUUGAGCCAACUGAAUGUCCUUUCAUUUCUGAAGAACCGAAGCCAACAGCACCAGCUGAAGCUUCCUCUACAAUUGAAAGGCUCGUUAACUGGAGACGCUUCACAAGAAAGGAAAUCGAAGGUUCUGAAAGAGAUAAAGUCUUAGCGAAACUGAAGGAAGCUUUACCAGAGAAGUGGCCAUUCACAGAUGGUUUCCCAGACUGGCCAACAAGAAAUUGGGAUGAUUCUUUGGUCCCACAAAUUAAGUCCUCAAACAACUUCGUUUCCUUCGUUCCUCGUGGUAAACAAGCAUUCCUAGUCAUCCUCAGCCACAAAUCAAUCUACACAGUUUCUCUGGAAAGAAAAGUUUAUUUACUUUUGGCAUCUUUCAAGGAAUCACAUCGCUCGAUCACACCAAUUGUCUGCGCAGUUACAUGGACUGAGGAAAAGCUCAGAGUUUCCGCAAUCCUUUCUGAUAUUAUGAUGUUCGAGAAUAAAACAGUCUACGACUUACCAAUACAAGAGAGAACAGACAUAUUAUACGACGAGGUCAUCAAAAGACUUAUCUCAGAGAUCGCAAAAUCAGACGCAGUCACUCUUCAGUUCAUUUACCGACCAUUAGCAAGAUUACAAGACACACAGAAGCUCAUCGACGAUCUAGAUAAAUUCGCUUGCAACCCAGAGGCUAUCGCUGUUAUUCCUGCUGAUCAAGCACCUGGAAAUGAUAUUAUCAUCCCAUUCUCACCAACAAUUUCGCUUUUCUUCGAAUACAACGGUGGCCAGAAGGCUGUCUUGUUUGCUUACAAGGAUGGAAAAGCUGAUCCUGUCUGCAUUUACAAUCUCGAGGACAAGAAAGAGAUUAACUACGAUAACUGUCUAAUUCGUGUCUCCAGAAAGGACGAAAAGUGGUCGAUCCUCACUUUCUUCGCUAAUACAAAGUCAACUGACAGCGCUGCAACACUGGAACAAGUUAAGGCUUACAUCGAAACUGUAAAUACACUACCUGACCUCGAAAAGGUUGCUCAGCAGCUCAUUGGUGCAUAA